AUGGUUAACUGGAAAGCCGACGAUGCCACCGACCGUCUCAUCGCUGCCCUGAUAGCAGCUCACCCUGGCUUGAAGAUCGACUACGCUGCUAUAGCAGCCAUGUUCGGACAGGACGCUACCUAUGAUGCUGUCGAGGGCCGUUUUCGCCGCUAUCGAAAGAUGGCAGACGACCUGCGCUCCGAUGCUCGCACUCGCGGCAUUGCUAUCGACGCUCCGUCUAGAUCCCGUGCUGCUGCUACCCCUCGUACCCCUCGCACUCCCCGCACCGGCGGAAGAGUCUCAAAACCAUCUUCCUUGUCCUUGAAGGGCAAGGAAAAGGGAAAAGAUGGUCUGGAGACUGCACUCACUACGCCUACGAAGAGCGGCAAAAAAAAUGGCAUGUCGCCGUUCGAUGCUAUCUGCUUGGACGAGGGUGCUGGUGGCGAGGCCAAUGAUACUGAAGCGAAAAUAAAGAUCAAGAACGAUGACGAUGACGAGGCCAGGAUGCUCGCCAAGCGUGCUGCUCUGCGUGCGGCGACCACCUUUGAAGCGACUCUUGAUGCCCCGUUGAGCCCGUUGAGUCCUCUUUCUGGCCGAGGUGGAAUGAAGAAAGAGGAACCUGCCGAUGAUGACGCUUUGUUUGUUCCUGGUCUUGUGGAGUCUGUUGAGACUGCACCUGUUCCUACUAUGGGGCCUGUUGGGGGUGAGGAUUUGCAUGGGGAUAUCUACGCGGAGUCUAUUUGA
This is a messenger RNA of Aspergillus wentii DTO 134E9, 723 nucleotides long. RefSeq lists its product as uncharacterized. The coding region runs from base 1 to 723 and encodes 240 amino acids. NCBI's taxonomy places the organism in Eukaryota, Fungi, Ascomycota, Eurotiomycetes, Eurotiales, Aspergillaceae. The record is from RefSeq and is a predicted model, not a curated record. The transcript is spliced from 2 exons.